This is a messenger RNA of Didymodactylos carnosus, 658 nucleotides long. NCBI's taxonomy places the organism in Eukaryota, Metazoa, Rotifera, Eurotatoria, Philodinida, Philodinidae. The record is from the annotation of a GenBank genome assembly.
GAGAUAUUAAGAAAAUAUAGAGAGAAACAUCAUUUUUGGCGCGUCCAUUAAUACUUACAUUAAUUUAAAGAUUUUGGUUAUUUAUGUUUUUAGAUCUAGUUUUGAAAUGGGUAAAAAUAAAGAUAAGAAGAAGAAAGGUGCCGGUGUUCAAAAAACAACAACAAAAACAAAGAAGAAAGUAGAAAAAGAAUUAAAAAAACAAAUUGAACAGUUAGGAGAAGAAAAUGUUGAACAAUUAAUAUCAAAACAUAUUCAAAAUGAUGAAAAAAUUGCAGUGAUUACAGAAGAACCAGUUGAUAUUCCACCCUCAAGACGAGCCAAUGGAUCAUUUAGUGAACAUCCUCUCAAAGAUGAAUUGAUUUUAUUUGGUGGAGAGUUUUUUGAUGGAAAAAUAACAACAAUGUACAAUGAUUUAUAUCUUUAUGAUAUUAAAAAACAACAAUGGAAACAUGUUAUUAGUCCACAACCUCCAGCACCCAGAUCAGGACAUCAAGCUGUGACUGUUGCUUUACGUGAGGGUGAAUUAUGGUUAUUUGGUGGUGAAUACACGAGUCCUAGUCAAUCACAAUUUUAUCAUUAUUCUGAUUUAUUUGUUUUACAUUUAUCCACAUUAAGAUGGGAAAAAAUGACGAGUCCAAAUCCACCAUCAGCCAGAUCU